AUGGGGUGGAAAAUAGUUGACAUGGCACAUACCUACAAUGAAGUGAAAAAUUUUAUGAACCAAACUAAGUCUAUAGGACAGGUAGAAUAUCCAACUAUACCUAUACAACAGGUUGAGUUGAAUAGGGUGGGGAGAGCUUUUAAUAGUUCUAAAGGUCUGAAUGUUGUGGGAAUGCAAGUUCGUGGGGCUGAUGUGCUGGCUGAUGUUCUUGGGAAGUUUUCUUUCAAUAUGGAGGGGCCUUUCUUUUUCGAGUCUUCUCUAGGGAAAGUUGGGCUGAUUCAUGGUCAUGAACCCCCAAACAUUGGUCAAAGGGUGCUUAAUGAAGCUUUCUUUUCUGGUGUUAGUUUAACCUCUGACAAUUUGAAUCACCAUGGUGACUUUGUUGAUCAAGGUGAUGCUGAGUUUGAUGUGGGUACGACUAUGGUCGUUAAACAAGCUGCCUCUACUAGUGGUGAGGCUGAGCAAAAUUUUGUUGAUUGGAUUGAUCAUAAUCAGCUCAUUGAUUUAGGCUUUUCUGGAGCUAAGUUUACGUGGUGUAAUAAAAGGAAUGCAGAGGGUAUCACUUGGAAAAGGCUGGAUAGGGGUUUGAGCAAUAUUGCGUGGAGAUUGUUGUUUCCUGAGGCAAAUCUUUCGCACUUGCCUAGGGUGAAUUCAGAUCACUGUCCUAUCAUGGUUAGAUUUUCUUCUGCUCAUCUUCCUGAUAAAGAUUGUGUGCCUUUUCGGUUUCAAGCCAUGUGGUUCACCCACCCUGAGUUUUCUGAGUUUAUUACUAAACUUUGGCAGUCUAAUAAUGGUAAUGCGAUUAUUAAAUCUGCUGGGCUUGUGUCCCCUCUUGUUUCUUGGAAUAGGCAGGUUUUUGGUUGUCUUUUUCGAAAGAAACGAAGACUUUUGGCUAGACUUGAAGGCAUUCAAAGGAAGGAAGAGUUGUUUUGGUUACAGAAGUCUAGAAAUACUUGGUUAAAGGAAGGGGAUAGAAACACUCACUUUUUCCACUUGUCUACUGUCAUAAGGAGGAGGAGGAAUAAACUUGAAGGUCUGAAUAAUGAGGCUAGAAUUUGGAUCACUAAUAAGGUUGGAAUGGAACUGACUAUUGUCAAUUACUUCCAAGGGUUGUUUGGUGAUACUGGUCUGGUUGAUGAUUAUAGGUUGCUCCCUCAUCUUUUUCCAAGGUUGGCUGAUAUGGAUUUAGAAGGUUUAAGUUGUGAGGUUACUAAUGAUGAAGUUAAAAACAGUCCGUUUGCUAUUUGGGGAUUAAAAACUCCUGGACCUGAUGGUUUUCCUGCCCUCUUUUAUCAGAAAUGUUGGGGGAUGGGUUCUGUUGAUAUUAUUGCUUUGGUGAAUGAUUGUUUUUUAACUGCUUCUCUUCCUGAGAAUAUCAAUGAGACGUUGAUCGCUUUGGUGCCUAAAGUUGAGAGACCUGUUUCCAAGACUCAGCUUCGCCCCAUCAGUCUUUGCAACACUCUCUAUAUAGUGAUAAUUUCUAAGAUUCUUGUUGCUCGGCUUCGGCCCUGUAUGGCUAGUUUGGUCAAUCCUAAUCAAGUGAGCUUUGUUCCAGGAAGACAAAUUGUUGAUAACAUUGUUGUGGGUCAAGAAAUGUUGCAUAAGUUUAAAAGUUCUAAAGGGAGGAAGGGUUUCAUAGCUUGGAAAAUUGAUUUAUCCAAAGCUCAUGAUCGGUUAAAUUGGGAUUUUAUUAGAGAAGUGCUUUGGGAGGUUGGGAUUCGUGGGAGAAUUCUUGAGCUUUUAAUGCAGUGUAUUAAUUCGGUGCGAUAUAGGCUUUUGCAUAUUAUCCAGCAGUCUGUCCAAGAUAAGGCUUGGAAGCCGGUGCAGAUAUGCCAAAGCGGUCCUGUUAUCUCUCAUCUCUUCUUUGCUGAUGAUUUGAUUCUCUUUGGGGAAGCUUCUGUCAAUAAGGCUACUGUCAUGAAGAAAUGUUUAGACGAUUUUUGUCGUCUCUUUGGUCAGAAGGUGAGUUUUGAGAAAUCUAUCAUUUGUGUUUCUCCAAAUACUUCUUCUGAGUCGGCUCAGGAUAUUGCAACUAUUUGUGGUUCCCCUCUCACUACUUGUCUUGGCAAGUAUCUUGGUGUUCCUCUUAUUCACACAUGA
Prunus armeniaca (apricot) is the source of this 2100-nucleotide messenger RNA. NCBI's taxonomy places the organism in Eukaryota, Viridiplantae, Streptophyta, Magnoliopsida, Rosales, Rosaceae. The record is from the annotation of a GenBank genome assembly.